Messenger RNA from Penicillium taxi, 1890 nucleotides. RefSeq lists its product as uncharacterized. Gene Ontology annotation, molecular function: single-stranded DNA binding. Gene Ontology annotation, biological process: DNA-templated transcription. Bases 1 to 1890 code for a protein of 629 amino acids. The transcript is spliced from 4 exons. Gene Ontology annotation, cellular component: RNA polymerase III complex. NCBI's taxonomy places the organism in Eukaryota, Fungi, Ascomycota, Eurotiomycetes, Eurotiales, Aspergillaceae. The record is from RefSeq and is a predicted model, not a curated record.
AUGACUUCCCAGAACGCUGCGGAGCUCUGUGCUCUUUUGAUUGAGGAUAAUUUUGGCGAACUAUUUGCUCGCAUCUUCACAACGCUACAACGCUACGAGCGUCUACCAUUUCCUCGAUUGAAGUUCCUUUCAGGCCUGAGCGAUCGUCAACUGCAAAAUGGCCUCGUUGCUAUGAUUCAGCAUCAUCUGGUUUACCACUUCACCUCUCUUGAAGACGGAAAUACAUACUAUGAAGCGAAUUCCCAAACCGCAUACUACCUUUUGCGCUCCGGAAAGAUUCUUAACAUAGUCGAGCAACGGCUUGGAAAAUAUGCCACAAAGGUGGUACAAGCUAUUUUGUACCUCGGACAUGCUUCUGUCGUACAUCUUGAAACCAUACCCGAACUUCGACAUCUACCGGCGACCCUGAAUGAAGACGUUGAUACGAACGAGGCAGAGAACGAGAAUGGAGAAGAGAAUGGAGUUGAGAAUGGAGUUGAGAAUGGAGAAGAAAAUGGAGAAGAGCCUGUUCCGGAAUUGAAGACGGCACCACUUAAUGCCACGAUCAAAGCUCUUGCAUCCCACGGCUAUCUCAUGCGCCUGCGAGAAGCACACUUCCAGAGUCCCCAGGAUAAUUGGCUUUCGGCACGUAAACAGGUAUCUUCUCGGCCUGAUGUCAAGGCAAUGAGAGGAAAAAGACUAGAAGACACGAUUCUGGAUGGAACCAAAGAAAUCAUUGCUGACAAAACAAGAUCUGACCUCUCGGGACGUCCCAUGGCAAACAUGAAUGGUAACCAUGACAUGGAAGAUGAAGACGAAGAGGAGAACGAAUGGGACGACGACGAGGGUAUACCCUUUGAUCCUGAAACAGUUGUUCAGGUGAAUUACGCCAAAUUUGACGUCGCCCUACGAACCUCCCGGUUUGCCAGUCUCGCUGAAGGGGAGGCACCACCCGCAACAAUCGAGGUGUACAAAUGCCUCCUCCGUCGCGUGGAAUUCCUUACGUCCAGCUGCCGUACUGAUGGCGAAGGCAUUCCCCGAGAAGGCGAGGAGAAUGACCAAUUUUCUAUCCCAAUUGAAUUGUCAAAGAUAGUUGCGGAUGUCGAUCCCGAGCUUGAUCUAUCAAGCUGUCUUGGACCCUUAGACCCCGAUCAACCUCUUCACGACAAGCGUGCCGCAAAUGGCACAAAAAAGGAAGCAACUCACGAUAUAUAUAAGGGAGGAUUCACUGCCUCAAAUGUAACAGUCAAUGAAACUUCCAGUGAUGAUGAUGGCCCUAGCCGCGCCUGGGAGGUCUCUCAGCAUCUAAAGCUCAUUGAGGCACCUCCAUACAACCUGGCCCGGCAAGUUGAUAUCUCAGGAGCCAUCAAGUGGGUCAUUGAGUUCCGCGGCCUAGCUCGUCAACUACGGCAUUUGGAGAUUGAGCGCAUGAUCGACGCACGAUACGGUGACGUUGCAACUCGCGUCGUCCGAGUCCUUCAUUCCAAGGGUCGAUUGGACGAGAAGCUUCUGCAAGAGAUCAGCCUACUUCCACUUAAAGACAUGCGACAGACACUAGCGUCCUUGCAGGCCGGUGGAUUUGUGGAUUUGCAGGAGGUGCCAAAGGACGGACAGCGUCAGCCGACCAAGACUGUUUUCCUUUGGUACUAUGACCCAGACCGGAUUUGCAGCAGUGUUUUGGAAGAUAUCUACAAGGCGAUGGCGCGGACGAUGCAACGCAUCAAAUUUGAGCGCGAGCGUAUUAAGGAUUUCCUUGAUAAGACUGAGCGAACUGAUGUUAAAGGUCACGAGCAUGAAUUCCUGACCGAAGAUGAGCUCGAGACUCUCCAACAAUGGACCGAUAGAGAAGCUUUGCUGUUGACGGAGAUUAGCCGGCUGGACGACAUGGUAGCGGUCUUCCGUGACUUCUGA